Metopolophium dirhodum (rose-grain aphid) is the source of this 2067-nucleotide messenger RNA. RefSeq names its product glyoxal reductase-like. The transcript is spliced from 6 exons. The record is from RefSeq and is a predicted model, not a curated record. Lineage: Eukaryota; Metazoa; Arthropoda; Insecta; Hemiptera; Aphididae. Gene Ontology annotation, molecular function: oxidoreductase activity. The coding region runs from base 257 to 1162 and encodes 301 amino acids.
CAGAUUUCAUGUAUUCCACGAUUUAAGAUAAUAGGUAUAUUAUUAUUUAUUAUUAAUUAUUAUUAUUAUAUUAUCUUAAAUCGUGAUAUAUUCUGUAUUUCUGUGAUUAUACUACAAUAAGUACAAUAUAAUUUGAAAAUUCAAUAUAUUAUUAUGGUGUGGUAGGCGGUAGUCAUUUACAUCUUUGGGGCCCUGUAUAAAUACAUUUAAAAUCAAAUAUAGGUUAAGUGUAUAAUUGUAUAACACAUUUAUUAUAAUGGUUUCUAUUUCUAAAACAUUUUUACCAUUAAACACACAAGGAGGAAAUAGCCAACUGCCUGUAAUCGGAUUUGGUACAUACACAAUUAGCGAUAAAAAAAUAAUAUUGAAUGUCUUGGAUGUGGCACUUGGCGCUGGUUAUCGUCUAAUCGACACAGCAGCAGUGUAUAACAAUGAGCAAUAUAUCAAAGAAGCACUUAAAGUGUUAUUACCAAAGUAUCAUCUGAAGCGUGAAGAUCUGUUCAUUACAUCAAAAUUAGCUCCCAAAGACCAUGGAGAUGAGAAGCAAGUAACAGCUGCUGUGCAAAGGUCAUUGGAUAAUCUAGGUACCAGUUACUUGGAUUUAUAUUUGAUACACUGGCCAGGAGCUGGGCGUAUUGAUGCAAAAAGUCCUGAAAAUUCUAAACUUCGUAAUUUAACUUGGAAGACUCUUAUGAAGUUGCACGACAAUGGCAAUGGUUCACUUAAAAAUAUUGGGGUAUCUAAUUAUACCGUAAAACAUAUAAAAGAAAUGCUCGCCGAUCCAACUAAUAUUGUUCCCGCUGUUAAUCAGGUUGAAUUCCAUCCAUAUUUUCAACAAUCUUCCGAGUUUCAUAAAGUGUGCAGAAAUGCCAAAAUUGUUCUACAAGCAUAUUGUUCCAUGGGAGGAUCUGCUGGAAAAAAUUCAUUGUUAAAUGAUGAAGUAAUAAAUCGUAUUGCUAAAAAACAUUCCAUAAGUGCUGCACAAGUGUUAUUGAGAUGGGCCAUACAAAGAAAUUAUGCUAUUAUACCAAAGUCAGUUACCGCAGAAAGAAUAAAAAUAAACUUUGAUGUUGACACUGAACUCACUAAGGAAGAUGUUGAUGAUAUUAAUAAUAUCAAGCACACGGAAAAGUUUGCUUGGGAGCCUGAAGUCAUAGCAUGAUAUUAUGAAAACUUUUUUAAAAUUGUAUAACAUAAUAUUAUGAUCAAUUUGCUAUAAUUUAGUGUAUCACCAUUUUGGUAUUGCAUUUUGUCAUGUUGGCUUUAAUAUUAAUGGCUCUAUAAUCUAUACGCCACUCUAAACAGUCUAAACUCAGUGAGAAAUGAGUUAACCUUGGUGAUAGGGAUAUUAUAAGUUAUAACACGUUACGUCACUAUCAGAUCUGUUUAUUUUUCUUGUACAUCCGAAAUGAUUGAUUAUCAUUUAUUAUUUUUCCAAUUUUCAAUUAUACAAAUAUUAUAUUAUAUACAAAAUAUAUACUAUAAAUAUAAAUUUACAUUAUAUAAUUUCAUUAUUCAUACCAUUGUAUAUUGUGAUCUUAUAGAUUUAUUAACAAGUUUACUGAUAAAGCAGUGUUGAUGUCCAAAACCAUUGAUUAAGAAAGAAUAGACUGGAAAUGAACAAGCAGGCAUGUGGUGGAGGUGCUUAAGAAGAGUCUUGUAUGGGAAAGGGGGAAAUAGCAAUUAUGUAUAGAGCGCUACUUAUAUAGAUCAUCUAGUUUAUAUGAUGAAUAUAAGUAGCACUUGAUACAUGUUGUAUAAAUACUCAUACGCGACUCCUGAACCUUAAGCAGCAUUGCCUGGUAAUAUGGCUUUCAUUUCCAUUAUAUUUUAUCUUAGUAUGUGAUCAAAACCAAUGAUACUACCAUGAAAUGUAUUAAUUGUUGUUAUAUAUAUUAUGUUUGUGAUAAUUACAAUGUUAUUGUAUACUGUUUGGUUUAUUACAAUUUAAAUUUUUUUAGCUAUGUUAAUCAUUAUUUUUUAAUUAAAAUUUUAUUUUAACAAUGACUUACUUUGAAUAUAUUUUGAAUAUUAAAAACCAUUAAUAUAUUUUGAUUUAUUUUUAAA